Molecule: messenger RNA, 1777 nt
Organism: Chelonus insularis
Lineage: Eukaryota; Metazoa; Arthropoda; Insecta; Hymenoptera; Braconidae
Gene: Septin4
Product: septin 4
Exons: 9
Coding region: 110-1285 (391 amino acids)
Biological process (GO): intracellular protein localization; cytoskeleton-dependent cytokinesis; regulation of exocytosis
Cellular component (GO): synaptic vesicle; cell division site; septin ring
Molecular function (GO): GTPase activity; GTP binding; molecular adaptor activity
Source: RefSeq, a predicted model, not a curated record
GGGUAAGAGCAUUGAUUCACAGACUUUCUAAAACAACCCUCGUAACGGCUGUAACAAGACAACAAGCCAGUUGGAGGCGUGUUGUUGUUCUGUGCCGUUGAUUGUCAUCAUGUCUGACGACAGGGACUAUAUUGGAUUUGCUACAUUACCGGAACAAGUUCACAGAAAAUCAGUGAAAAGAGGAUUCGAAUUUACCUUGAUGGUGUUGGGUGAGACUGGGUUGGGUAAAUCUACACUGAUCAACAGCUUAUUCCUUGGAGAUCUUUAUAAAGAUCGUAGGAUUCCUGAUGCUGUUGAUCGCAUUGAGAAAACCACAACAAUUGAAAAAAAAACCAUGGACAUUGAAGAAAGAGGAGUACGUUUGCGUUUAAAUAUCGUUGAUACUCCUGGAUUUGGAGAUGCUGUAAAUUGUGAAGACACGUGGAAAGCAUGCUCUGCAUAUAUCGAUGAACAAUUUCGGCAGUACUUUACUGAUGAAAGUGGAUUGAAUAGAAAAAAUAUCCAAGAUAAUCGAGUGCAUUGCUGUUUAUAUUUUAUUCCUCCUUAUGGACAUGGUUUAAGACAAUUGGAUCUUGAAGUUCUCAAACGUCUUCAUCGAAAAGUAAAUAUUGUUCCGGUGAUAGCUAAAGCUGAUACUCUAACUGGUCAAGAAGUCAAGAAACUUAAAGAAAAUAUUUUAGCAGAUAUUGAAGAACAUGAAAUUCAAAUUUAUCAGUUUCCGGAUUGUGAUAGUGAUGAAGAUGAAGAAUUUAAACAACAAGAUAAAGAGCUAAAGGCUUGUAUACCUUUUGCAGUGGUUGGAAGCUCUACAGUGCUUGAAGUGGCAGGAAAAAAGGUUCGAGGGAGGCAAUAUCCAUGGGGUGUAGUUGAAGUUGAAAAUCCAAAACAUAGUGACUUUGUGAAACUUCGUACAAUGUUAAUAUCAACUCAUAUGCAAGAUUUAAAAGAUGUAACAAAUGAUGUCCAUUAUGAAAAUUUCCGAGCUCAAUGUAUUUCCCAAAUAUCACAACAAGCGAUUCGGGAAAGGAGGUAUUUACGCAUUAAAUUAAAACGAGAUUCUGGACCACAUUUUGAAAACAGUAUUUCCGAUACAGAUCGAUUAUUAUUACAGAAAGAUGAAGAGAUUCGAAGAAUGCAAGAUAUUCUCGCACAGAUGCAAGAAAAAUUAAAGUUAACAGGCCAAGUAGGUGGUAGUGUUGGUCUUCGAGGACGAGUUGGCAGUUUAGGCAAUGAUUUAGAUAUUGUUGAUAUUGACAAGAAACGUAACAGUAUUAUUGAUGUUUAAUCAUCUCAAAUUGUCAUAGAACACAUUAUCGCAGGGUAAUUAUUCAUUUAUGUUUUUUUUUGUACUAAUGUACAAAUAGAUAAAUCAUAUAUGAUUUAUAAAUCUAUAGAUUUAUAUUAAUAAUAAUCAAAAUAAACAAUUGAUCAUAAUAAUAAUAUUAGCAAUUAAGAUGAAUUGAUAAUAAUAAAAGGUCAUAAAAAUAUUACACACAACGUAUACAGUAUUAAAGAGGAAUGUUGCAAUAUAUAAAUUGAAAUUUCUCGUUCUAAAACGCACAAAAUUUCUAGAUAUAACAUGUAAGGGCAUUCAACAAUAACAACAAUAAUACAGAUAUAAUAAAUUAAAUUCAAAUAAUACUCUGCUACUGAUUAAAAAAAUAUACCAAAUUUGAACUAAAUAAUGAUAAGUUAAACGAAUUUUUUAAAAAGUUAUAACAAUGUAUCUACUAAUCAUUGUUAUAUUAAUGUAAUUAAUUUUUUAUAAAUCUCGAAA